AUGAACUGUUCGACAUUAUGGCCCAAAAUAAUUCUCAUAAUUUGAACGUGUUGAAGAGUGAAACACGCGAUUUAGUUAUUCUAUACGAAAAUAUAGACUUGGGCACAAAACUGAUAUCCAGCAAUAUUAAUAAAGCGUCAAAUCAAUAUGUAGAAACUGUAAUAUACAACGAUGAUCCUGAGUCUGAAGAUUCGGAUGUUUGUGAACUUUAUAGCAAUGAGGAUUUAAAAAAUAUAUUUGCUAUAAACAAUGAAAGAAUCAACCUUUUGAGUAACAUGCCGUCAUUUGAAAAUUCACUUUGCCAUAAAUUUGGUAAUCAACACAUGAAAACAUCAAAGUUUUCUAAUGAAUAUGAAAAACAUUUUCCAUUUAAUAAUCCAUUUAUAAAAGAACAAUUACAAAGCUUACAUGCAAUGACUGCUUCGAAGCAAUCGGAUAGUGCAGUAUUUCCUAUGUCAUUAUUGGAUUACAUUUGUUGUAAACGCGUCGAAGAAAACUAUAAUUUUUAUAUGGACAAUAUAAUCAAUUAUGUACAAAAUACCAUUGAACAGUUAAAGCGGAUAAGUAACGGGGAUUACUUAACUGACAGAGUUAAAGAGAAGUGGAGAGAAGUUGAAGAUGUAUUUAAUAAUAAAACAAAUAAAUGUACUAAACAUAUCCCUUUAUCAAGUAUCGACAAUAAUCCAUUACCAAUUGUAGGAAAAUGUAGCAACCGAGUAUUCUUUACUUGGGAUGAAAUAGUACAUUCUGAAAUGGAUAUAAGAUGUCUAUCAAAAAUGUUAGAAAAAAAAUUUAUUGUACAAAUACCAAAAUUAUUAUGUGGUUCUUACAAGCUAUUUACUAAGCAUUUUAAGGAUAAUCUCACUUUAAGUUGCAAAAGAGCUAAAAAUUGUGCUACUCAUGUAAUUAAAGAAAAAUCAAGUGUAGAUAUCCCGGUCAACUUGCAACGACUUGAAACUGGGCACAUGAAUCUUAAUAUAAAUUCUGUUACCGUUUUGAAAUCAAUUGGACUAUCGAUUACAAGAAAAGAUUCACGCGUAAAUAAUUUCUUGGCCUUACGCCUUAAGGAAAUAGAAUACAACAAGGAAGAAAAACUCCGAAUUAUUGAGUUAAAUGAUAAUGAAAAUUUCAUCAUCCAAGAAAAUAACAUAGCAAAUAAUGCGAUAGACAUUGAUACAGAAAUAGGGCACGUUGGUUCUACAUGUAAUGAUAACAUGUUCAAAUCAGGUUCGAGGUGUUCUUUAACACCUUCUGACGAGCUUGGUCGUGCUAUGCAUCGAUUGAAUAUACAAUCUUCGGUAUUAGAAGAGAACGAAGAUGAUUUAGUUAAGAAGAAAAGGUCUCCUACUAGAAUCAGAAUAAAAUCGCCGUAUGAAAAUAAAUCUUUUGUCUUAGAUGAGAGAAAGAGAAAGAGGCUAUUAGAAAUCAGAGAAAGAAGAGAAAAAAAGAAAUUAGCAAUGAACGAAAGUUGCAAAAUAACGAAACACAAAUACGUUAAAGGUGCUGUAAUGGCCCAAUCUUCGAAUUCGGUUACGAAAUUAUCAAUCACCAAUAAAUCUUUUUAUAAUUCAAUUUAUGGCGAUAAUAAUAUUGCAAAUAAAAAAAAUAAAAAUGUUAUUAGUGAGCUCAACUCUACUCUAAGUAUGGACAUUGAAGAAUGUCACGAAGAUUGUAAAAAAGAAAUAUCCACGGCAUCGCUAAGAAAAAAUGGCCAAAAAUAUAUUAAUCGAAGUUACUAUUUAGAUGAUGCAGAUACAGAAAUAAUGUACUUGCAAAUGAAACCAAAUAAUAAUGAAAAUGAUACAAAUGAUAUGUUAACACCAUCUACAUCUGUAUUAUCAAGUGAUGUCGGUGCUCAGAUUUCUCGAUUUAGGAAUUUUAUAAAUUUAUCUACAACGGAUUUUAGCGGUACUGAUACCACAUCAAGCUUGCACCAAAAUAUUUUACUUGAAAAUUCUACUGAAUAUGAGAACACAGAAAAUAAUUUCCAGUUAUCACCACAACUUACUGAAGUACUAGUACCCAGUAACACACCAAAACAAGAAAAUAAUACUAGAAUUGAUAAAUGCAAAAAGAUAACAAUGUCAGUUGAGUGCAGAAAAAGUAUUGAUAAAAUUUAUGAUUUGAUGAAGAAAAUUACAGUGUCUCCAAUAACAAUUGAGAAUAAACAUGAUGAUAUUGCAAUCAUGAAUAAUAUGUACGAAAAAGAGAUAUGUGAAGGUAUGGAAAGUGUUACAAUUCAAGAACUUCAGUUAACAUCUUGUAAUCCCAGUAGUUUCGGAAUCGAGAAUAGAAAUUCUCUGCUAGAAGUACAAAGAAAAUUUACAAACAAGAAAACUGACACUAGUUCUACAAUUGUUCCUAAAGUGGUUAUAAGCUCAAAAAUUCAAGCUGAUAAGAUAGAUAAAAUAGUUUAUAAAACAAAAAGGGUAAAUAAAAAGGUUGACUCUAAACUUACUGAUAAUCCUUUAAAAGCUAUUUCACAAUUACUCCAUGAAUUUGAUAGUGUUCAAAAAACAAGACAUAAAAACGGUAAAGAAGUCAAGUCACUUAAAAAAAAUGACAAUAUUAACGGCACGUCACGUCAGUUUGCACCUAAAGUGGCAUCUUGUGAAGAAAAAAAUAUAAGGCGCAGUGAGCAAGGCAAUUCCCGAUUUUUAAAACCACUUAAUCCGACAAAAGAUUUGAAUUUUUCUCAACUAAAGACACGAGAAGAAAAACCGAUGCAGAAAAAGAAAUUAGCCGAUAUUAUUGAUGAGGUUAAAGAAAUGAGAGGAGAGGCUGUACGUGGUCCUUCAAAACGAAUGAUUCUGUCUUCUAGAAUAGACAAUUUAGCGCAGCCAAAGAAAUCUUAUGUUAAAGCUCAUCAUGACGAUUUUCAAAAUAGAUAUAGCAAAAAUAUAAUACCUAAAGUACAAAAGUCAACUGAAAGUCCUGUAUCGAUUCACGAAAGAACAACAAGACCAAAUUAUAAAAAUAGACAUAGAGAAGGUAUCGAGGUAGAACAAGGAUUACCAAAGGAAAUUAAAAAAAAUGGACCAUCUUUAGAGAAAACUGUGAAAUCUAGACAAGCACACAAUAAGAGUCCGGUGGGAAAUGAAAAACGUCCAUCGAUGUCUGCGAAUAGAUUACCUAAUAAUUGUAACGAUAAAAACACGCCUUAUUUAUUAAAUAAAAAAAUGGUAGCUGUGGAAACAUAUGUAAAAAAUCAUUUUGACCGAGUAUUAUCAACACGGAAUCUAGAAAAUAAAAAUGUUGUACAUAAGUCUCGAGUCCCUCUGAUACCUAUGGAUAUUGAUAUGGCAUCCUUGACAUCGUCUCCUGUUGGAGAAGAAUCUACAACGCUUGGAAAUAAAUUGCAUAAAAUGGUAAAUUCAAGGAUAAUUCCAACCUCACUAGUUCUACCCCCUUUUUCUGAAUAUCAGGAGAGUCCAUCUGAAACAGAUAAGAACGAAAAGCUGGAGUCAGUUGAAUAUUUAUCAAAACGUAGCACAACAAUAUCAACAGAUCAUCUUGUUGAUAUAUUUGAAGACAAAAAUAUCGUUACUGCUGUAGAAUUGGUUUCUAAAGAAGAUCACAAUCUUAAAACAGAACAUGAUAACGGUCACAAUAUAAGCAUGCAGAGUUCGGAAGUAAAGAGUUCACAAAAACUUAACUCGUAUAAUGUGUUACAAAAAUUAGAAAAUGCUCUGUAUCGCAAAAUGUUUAAUGGUACAUUUCAAAAACGGUUGAGAUUAAAAAAUUUGACUUUAACGCCUAAACAAUCUAUGCAACAGGCAUUUGUUCUACAUUCCGGGGACGCGGAGUCUUUGAUACUAAAGUCAAAAAUAUCACAAGAACUAAACUUCUCUCAAACAGACAUUAUAACAAAAUUGGAUAUACUUCCCAUUGCGUCCCCAGAUUCAAGAAAUCUUAUACCUAUGCAAAUAGCAACCGUAGGCUACGUUUUUCCCACAUAUAAAUUAUUUAAAAAUAAAUCAAAUAACAAAAACAAUAUUUUGGACAAUAAAGAUUUUGCAACUAGCUUGCACAUAACAACGUCUAAAAAUCUUUGUUGGAUGGACAAAAGUGUUGACUGUUAUAAGGAAAAUAGUGAACGGCAAAGCUUGAAACAAAAUACUGAACAAGUCACUGAUCUGCUUAAUAUAAGCAUAGGUUAUUCAAAAGAAUCUGAUUUGCGAAAUGAGAAUAUUGUACGGCCGGAAAUCAUGAUUAAAGCUAACGACAUAAUCGAAUCUGAUGAUGUAAGAACAAAGAAUGGCGACGGUAUAACUAAAUCAACUUCGUUGGAUUUACUCGUGCGGCUUUUAAAUGAAAUUAAAAAGAUAACUACUUGCCAGUCGAAUUUAGUUACAGCCGUAAAUGAAAACGACAAUUUCAUCGAAAGUAAAGAACUAAAAAUAAUCCUGAACAGAGCUGGUACACUAGACAAUUCUUUAGAUCACAGUGUAAAAGAUUCUAUUUCUAUUUCUUCUCUUGAAAAUCAACAUUGUACACAGAACUCUAGCAAUUUUUCAUUGUAUUUGAAAUCUAAUGUUGAUGAUUAUGUAGAUAAAUAUAAAUUUACUAAGGAUAAUAAAACAAAUAACAAUAUGAAUCAUAUUCAAGCUUUGUUCAUUGAUAAAGAAGUAAAUGUUCAAACGUCACUUAAACAAAUUAUGCAUAGACUUACAGAUGUUCCAUCUCGAUUUUUUCCAAGUACAGUUAAUCGGAGUACCGACGUCGUAAGGUCUUUAAUUGCUAUAGUUAGCAAGACAUCUAAGGAAUCUGUAUGCUCAUUUUCUGAUUGUCAUGUACUGUAUUCGAAUUCUGCAUUCAAUAAUAUAAAAGCUUGGCCGUAUAGAAAUAAAACUCAAUCACUCGCCGCGUCAAAAUGUAAGAGAGAAGAAUUAGUAGAAAAUGUUAUAAAACAAAAUAAACCACAAAAAAAUCUGCAAGUGUCUCGAGAGAAAGUGAUACCUAACAAUAAAACAAUUGCGAAAGUAAAUAUACAUGAUAAAGGUUUUGAUUCACUUCAAGAAUUCAAUCCUAUUAUAAAAAUAAAAAGAGAUAUGUUGGUUACAGUAUAUUCAAUACUUGUGCUGACUGUUUUCGCUGCCCUAACAAUUCCUGAUAUUAUAUCUCAUCUGUGAAUCUGUAAAACACC
Messenger RNA from Nymphalis io (European peacock), 5146 nucleotides. RefSeq lists its product as uncharacterized. The record is from RefSeq and is a predicted model, not a curated record. Bases 18 to 5132 code for a protein of 1704 amino acids. NCBI's taxonomy places the organism in Eukaryota, Metazoa, Arthropoda, Insecta, Lepidoptera, Nymphalidae. The transcript is spliced from 7 exons.